CGUUAGUUUGGUGCUACAGUAACGUUAUUUACACUGAAUCAUUCAGCAUAACGUUUGCCAACCUUUGUUAUCUCUGCGAUUACAGAUAAAUUCAUGAAGCUAAGCUCCAGAAGUUAACGUUAGUUUAACUAGAGCCCUUUGGACAACAGCUAACAAUGAUGUACGAUCACCAAAGUACAAAACUAGAACAAAAUAGGCUAAUGAACUCCCAGCAAACAAGGUGACAUGAUGAACGAUGCAGCUAGGAGCUUACGUUAGGCUAACUUUAGCUAACGUUAGCCAGAAAUGUUAAAGAUAACUUUAUAUUUCUUUCCAGCAAAGUGACAAUACGUUGCCUCAAACACGAUGUUGACUUAUCUUAGAACAGAUGUAGACAUCCUUGUUAAUCUUAUUCACGUUGAGUUGAUGUUGUGGUCUACCGUUACCACACAACUUUAACCAAAGGAGACACUUUUCUCGGUUGAGAUGUGGUUUAAGAAAGUGUAAAAAAAUACACCCCGUCGCCCAGCCUGUUAGGAUACCUUGUGUCGGAGUUGCAUGUACCCCAUGCACACUGUUUGACCAUUUUUAAACUUAAAAUCUCCGAAAAAGCUCAUAAUACCGAUCAAAACUGACUUUCUGUAAUGCAUUUCAAUGAACGUCCAGGCUGAGAAUGUCCGAGUGUAUGGGAAUGGCUAUACGCACAGUGAUUGGCUCAUCGCGUUUGAGGGCGGGACUUAGCCAUAGGUCAAUUCUAACUGUUGUUGAUCUAUUUUUGUGCAGUUCAGCAACAAAUAUAUUUUUCUAAAUGAACGUUAAAUUUCAGCUGUAAUAGUGCAGCCACCAACAGUUCACCUCAUUUUUUUUCUCACAGCUGUAACUUUUGAGAUAAAAGCUUGUUAGCAAUGCUAAAUCAAAGUGAGAUUGGACACCUGUCAUGUCUGUGUCACCAUUUCUGUCCUCUUUCCUAAACAUUCAAAUAGUGCUAGCAGCAUGGUGCCGGGCAGACAAUGUUGAGCCGUCAAGAAAAACAAUGAUAUUGUCUCAUAUUGAUCGUAUGUCCCUAAAUUGAAUAUAAUCGUAAUCAAAUAUUCUAUCGUUUUGCUUCGCACUGUGCUAUGCCAUGCCACACCACACCAGGGUCAUCCCUAUGUUUCCAGGGUUCUAUGUUUCCAGGGUUCUAUGUUUCCCGGGUUCUAUGUUCCCCACUUAACCCUGCAAAAAAAAGCUUCUAUGUUCCCUGCUUACACAAAAAGGGUUCUAUGUUUCCUGCUUGGUUGAGCAGGCAACAUAGAACCCGGGAAACAUAGAACCUUUUUUGUGUAAGCGGGGAACAUAGAACCUUUUUUGCAGGGUUAAGUGGGGAACAUAGAACCCGGGAAACCCAGAACCCUGGAAACAUAGAUAUGCUCCCCACCACACCACAGUGUAUUUGUAUCGUAUCGUAUCUAGCAUGAGAAAACUUGUAAUUUACCCCCCUCACAACGUGUCCUAACUGGAUGCAAGCAUUGCUCAGCAUUGCGUUACAUCGAAUGCUCUCUGUCCACACUGGAUCCACAAAAUAUGGAACUCCGACAUGUCAUGUAAACAAACCAUGUCACUAGCAGCUGUGCGCUCAGUAACGACUGAAAAGAUGGCCGAGUAUGUACUUCCUAAUUAUAUUGUUGUAGUUCCUAUACUAUGUCAUCUCCACUUUCUAAAACAAGCAAGCUUGCUAGCAUCCCACACAAGUCCUACCAGAAACCUUCAUCUUCCUGACAAUCUCCCUCCAAGCAGAUGCCAACCUUUUUAUAUUUUUGUAGUGAAAGAAGGAGGUAUCCUGUAGGUAAUUCCUCAGCUAAACCUCGUGAGUCAGCCGUUCCUUGUCCAUUGCAGUGCUUCCAAUGCAAGCAACAGAAUAAAAAUUGAAAUAGGGUGUCCACCAAAAGUUCAGCUCAAAAUGCCAUGCUACAUCGCGCCGCGUCGCUCGUGGGCGGAUAGGACAGUCAAACAGAAAACAAUGCAAUCAAACUGAUUUAGUUAUGACGCUUGCACGCGUCACACCCAGUUACUAUGUGGUGUUACAGGGUAAUGUAACACUGAAUGUCUCAUCAUUUUCCAAGAGUCUUGAGCCAGGGCCUUGGCCUCCACCCAGCGACUACAGAUGAAAAUGAGCUUUUAACUAUAUCUAAUACAUGUAGCCUAUUGUGCUUUGUCCCUGCUAAAUAAACAACAAAAUAAAUAAAUAAAUAAAGGACCUGACUGUGAGCGAGUGGAACAGGCUUUUUUAACAGAGGACUGUUCCACAUGCCACAGUAGGAAAAGCACAGGUGUAAAUAAAAAAAUGGCUGUAUUCCUUUCAGGGUCUGGGUAUAGUUCAUGUUGUCUCACCGUCAUGAUUUACCAGGACACUUGCAUAGAACUGAGCCAUUGUUACAUUUAAAGGCUCUCUAAGUUUUUGUCACAUACAGCAAACAUCUCCUCACAAUCCGCUAGCUACAUGUCCUCUGAAUAUGCUGUGAAAAAGUCCGGUCUCUAUAGGCAGCCCAGGCUCCGCAAAUGGCAACAAAAACAUUUUGGCUUAGGAAGACUUAGAGAGCCUUUAAUGGUAACACCAGUCAAAAUAUCUGCUGUGAGACCAGCCUAAACAGGACUAAAGACAGAAAACAACAAAUAUAAAUCCUGGUGAGAUAGGCUAUGCUGACACAACAUUGCAAUGGUAUUGUUUUCACCUUCUGUGUGUGUGUGUGUGUGUGUGUGUGUGUGUGUGUGUGUGUGUAAGAGAAGAAAAUUCACACUGUCCUAUUACUUGCAAUAAACUUUAUUUAAAUACACAUGAUUCUAAGGUGCUGGAAGGAGCCUCAAACUCCUACUCUGUUGGAAAAAUGAUUUGGUUAAUGAACAAUGGGACAGUUUGUCUGGAGGGAACAAUCUGUUCAAGUAAAGACAGAUGAUGCGGUAGAGUAUACUCGUAAGUGACAUGUUACACUAAUGAUUGGCUCACCACUGUGACUGAAUAGUGACCUUUCCUGUAUUUACGUCUGUCAAUAUUUUCUAGACUUCCUGCCAUUUUUUUUUAAUGUCAUUUUAUUUUGUUAAUGAUUGUCAUGUUAACAAAUGUAAUACAAUUUUGAAUUAUGAAAAAUUAAACACGUCUGAAGCACAAUAAUGAAACAAAGACAUUACUUAAAACAUUUAUUUCAUAUCUUAAAAUUACGGUCAUUUACAGCAUUACAAAACAGAGAAACUCAGGUCCAGAAAGGUCCAGUGUGUAGGAUUUAGGGGCAUAUCUUGGCAGAUAUGGAAUAUAAUAUAAUAUAAUAUAAUAUAAUAUAAUAUAAUAUAAUAUAAUUAGUAUGAUUUCUUUAUUGUAUAACCACCUGAAAAUAAGAGUUGCUGUGUUCCCUUUACCUCAGAAUGAGCUGUUUAUGUCUACAUAGGGAGUGGGUCAUCAUUUAUGGAAAUCGCCAAUGUGCGGAGCAGGAGUUACACUGAUAUGGAACUUGAAACUGCUUUAUUCAGUGUUUCUAGCAGUUUAAAUCACCUGGUCCAUUUGUUUUGGAGAAGAAGGGUACUCUGUGAAUAGCUUGGCUUUCGGUUAAGACCCUCUGAACGUCUGGAUCUUAUGUUAUGUGAGGAAAAAAAGUGACCACACAUUAGCAUGUGUUGGACUAGCCACCCACAGCUUGCCAAACUGCGUCUGAAAUAAACAUAUUUGAAACAUGAAAGUGUGUUAUUCAGUGUUUUACUGGUUUAAUUCAAAGGGUCAAUUUGUCUUGGAGAGGAAGAGUCCUCUGUGGUUAAUUCAGCUCAUGGAAAAAAAAAAACCCCUGAACGUCUCGAUUAGAAAAAGGUGAGCACAUAUUAACUUAUCAGAGUAAAGGGGUGAGCACACUAUUGCAUGUUGUGGGCGAGUCUUGAGAAGCCAGAUAGUGCUGAAGAUGCACUGAUUUGAAACUGUUCUAUUCAGUGUUUUAGUGAUUCUAAUUGCCUGGUCUGUUUGUUUUGGAGAAGAAGGGACGUCUGUGGAUAUUUUGGCUCCCAAUAAAAACUUUCUGAAUCACAAACACUCAAAGAAUUCUCGCCAGGACAAGUUUCUGCUGGUUGCAAUCUGCAAUUCAUGGCUAGACGCCACCAAAUUCCCCUAAAUCGUACACAUUUCACCUCAGUGCUAUUUUUGACCGCUAUUUUACUUUACUUUUACUCACAUUUUAGUCGUUUUCAUCCUUCAUAGUUUUAGCCUGUUUUAGUCAACAAAAAUUCAAAACAUUUUAGUCAACUUUUAGCCAUUAUGUUUUCUAUGUUUUUUUUGUUUUUUUUUAAUCUUUAAACUAAUCCAAUGAGGCUAAUCCAUGUAUCAUAAAUUAGAAUCAAGGUAACGUUGUAUAAAAAAUUUAUAUUAGACAUUUUUUUCUACAACUACAAAUAAUUUCUGCACACUUACAAGCUGUCAUUUCUCCAACAGUGUUUGACAGGUUUAAGGGGUGAUUUAGGAGCACACACUUACUGAUCAUCAUUUGAAAAGCUCAACAUCUCUCUAGUUAUGCUCUCAAAUCUUUGACACCACAAACAACUAAUCUGAGACAACUAAGAUUUGUACCCACAUUCAUUGUAAACUCUGACAUCCAUCUCACUGUUAACAAACAGAAAAACAUUUAAAACCUUAAUUCUUACUGUGUAAUAUGCAUUUCCCCAAGCAGUUUUUGAUUUGUUGGGUCAUAUUAUUUUUCAGUGAUUUUAUUAUUUCAUAUUUACUGUUAAUACAAAAAUUGUCAAUAAAGAUUUAAGUGAGAAAAAAAACCCCAAACUCAAGUCUUUCUUAAUCUGCAAUAUAAUAGUCUAGUCUAAUUAUCAAGAACUAUUUUUUAGCUUGUCUUGUUUUGGUCAUGGAAAAAAGGCUGUUGACGAAAAAUGUAUGUCAUUUUUCCUUUAUCAAAUUAACACUGUUUCACCUUUAAAUGACUAAUAAGGCAUCCCUUCUUAGUGAAUGUAAUGCUGUAACAGCUAUCCCAUUGUUACAACCAUACCUGGUCACUCCUACAUUUUGGCAGUUUAGCAAAUUUGAAAUCAGUAUUAUGAGUUGUUUGCUAUGUCAUAAUUAUGACACACUGAGCAAACAAAUAUUUUUAUCCUAACCACUCCUAAUUUCUUGCCUUCAAUAAUGGGCUCGUCAUUCUGUAAAUAGAGGACUGGAUGUGUGAUUUGAUUUUAGGCACCAUUUCCUCAUUAUUGAUAUUCCUGUUUAAAAUAUGUGCGGGUGAGCUUGAUGCAGCUGAAUGAGUGUGUCCUGGCCUGGGUGAGAACUCCAGUCUCGACAGUCACUGUGUAAAUCGUGUCUCUUUAACUGAGGUAUUCUCAGGACGGGGAGGGGGGGUGGAUGGGUUCAUCGGGUUCAUGUAGUAUUGGACGCCUCCUCCCAUUUCAGGUUGGCUGCUUCCCUGGUUCCCUCGGUAAAAGGGGUAGCUGUGAGGCAAGUAGGUGAUGGAAAAUGGCAUGGAAGUUUGCAGUGGAAACGGCUAAAUAGUCGAGCUUGACCUUUUUUCGGGACACAGAAACUCGAUCAGCUGGUGACUCCAAACUAGCUGCCAUUUUCAGGUCAUUCGAGGCAUCUCACUCUAACUUGUUUGUAGCCUGCUGAAUGAAUAAGCCUGCUUUAUUCGUCUAUUAGUCGCCCACUGGGAUGGGGGAAUCGCUUUGUCCUGUGCUGUCUAGUGGUGGAAUAUAAAUCAUGAUGGCUGAUGGAUGUUGCAGAGGGAUGGAAAGAGGCAGGGGUAAGAUUGCAUCAGAUUCUUUACCAAGACCCACAUAUCCUCAGCAAUAUGUCCAGACCGGUUCACAGCAGCAGGGCAAUGACAUCCAGGAGUUAGCCUCAAAACGCGUCGACAUCCAGAAGAAACGCUUCUAUCUGGAUGUCAAGCAGAGUGUCCGCGGACGCUUCCUCAAAAUAGCCGAGGUAUGGAUCGGAAGAGGCCGUCAUGAUAACAUCAGGAAGAGCAAGCUGACGCUGUCUAUGUCGAUGGCUCCCGCUCUCCGCUACUGCCUGGGAGACUUCAUAGAUUAUUAUGCCCGUAUCGGACUGCGGGGGGGCCUCGCGCCUCCGCAGCUCGAGGAGCACAGCAACAACGGCCAGGGCCGCGCGCACGACUCCCGCAGGAGAACGCAGGAGCAGCACGCGGCGCUGUCUCCAACCGGCUCGGCGGUGUCCGACGACCAUGCCCACCGCGUCCUCAAGAGCGAAUUCAUCGAGAGAGACAACAGAAAGUAUUUCCUGGACCUGAAAGAGAAUCAGAGAGGUCGCUUCCUCCGCAUACGACAGACUGUCAGCAAAGGACACGGCACAAUGGGCUACUACGGCCAGGGCAUCGAGCAGACCAUCGUGCUGCCAGCGCAGGGGCUCAUCGAGUUCAGAGACGCACUGUCACAGCUGAUUGAAGACUACGGCGACGAGGAGAGCGACGACCGCGGCCGAACGGGAUCCAGGAAUCACGACAACAAUCCCGAGCUUCCAGAGGCUGCGUCUUUUCGGGUGGACAACAAGAGGUUUUACUUUGACGUCGGGUCUAACCGGUAUGGUGUCUUUUUAAAAAUAAGUGAGGUGCGGCAGCCGUAUAGAAACACCAUCACAGUUCCCCUAAAAGCCUGGGCUAGAUUUGGAGAAAAUUUCAUCAGGUACGAAGAAGAGAUGAGACGAAUUUUCUCCUGUCACAAAGAGAAGAGGAUAGACACACGGCAGGACAGCGAGGAGCAGGAGGACUGACCUUGGCAGUAGGCUGUGUCUGUGCAUUUGCAUGUAUUCGAGGGACUCAGUUAAUGAAAUAUCCAGACAUGACAGUAACCUUAAACAACCCUCUAUGCUACUGUAUGUGUCCCUACGAUAGCCUACUACAGGAUGCAGUGUCCCACCUUAACUUUUUGGCUCAUCUACCAAGGGCUGGUGAAGUACAAAUUGUAACCUGCCAAGAAGUCAUUCAUUCAUAGCCCAAUGCCUAUGUCUGUUUCAGUGAAAUAUGUCAACUAUUCAUUUUCCAGUCUCUUCAUUUCUCAGUGCUAUUUAAUGCACUUUAGUUACUUAGCCAGAGGCAGCCCAAGACUAUUUGGGACCCUGAGCAGAACUGUAUAUUUCCCCAACCCCUCCCCUUUAAAAUGAAGGAGUGUGCUGUAAAUUACAGCACUGUUUAGUUAUAAGGGACUUUUCUUUACUUAUCAGAGAAGGGGGUUGGCUGGGGCAUGACUUCAGUUUUUUUUUUUCACCCUUCCCUGAAGCUACAAAGAUUUUUCCUUGAGGCUCCGUAAGUGACUUGGGGAAAAUGCAUGACCCCUCCUCCACCAUAAAUUCACUACUAGAUAUUUAAAACUUACCAUUUGAUGUUUGAAAGUUAAAAGUUAAAAUCCUGGAAUUGGGGAAAAAAAGCCUCAGUUUUUUUCACUCUUGUUGUUUAUGCUAGGUAGUUCAUGCAGUCAGUUUAUUUUUGGCCAAAUUUUAAAUUAUAUAGAAUAAAGUCAUUUUGAUGAAAUAUCACUAUAUUAAGUUCAGAUUUGGUAAUAUGUCACACAUGAUGUAAAUCAUGAAAAUUUGAAAAUGUAAGGAUAAUUUCUGUUUUUACAGUUUCUGGCUAUGAUACAUGGUGUAAUUUUGGCAAUUUUUAAAAAAAGAAAACAUGCACGUUUUUUUUUUUUAAAAAGGUCUGCAGUAAAAGAAAUACAAAACACAACCAUUUAAAUUUAUAUGCCCCUCCCCUAAGCCAAAAUAAUAAACAUAAGUCCCUUUCCAGUGCUUAAAAAAUAUUUAACAUGCCUCCCACUUUUUGCACCACCCCUCCCACUUCAUAAGUAAUGAACAGUCCCUAAGUGUUGAUAGAAUGUGGUACCUGCUAUACCACUUUAAUAUUUAGCCCCAAAGCAUAUUGAUAAUCAGUUUUAUGGCGUGCAAGUGGGCAGAAAAACUGUCAACCACAACUGAUCACUGAGAGACAAAAAAUGUAACUUAUAUAAAAUGAAUUAACUUAAAAUGUGUUCAUUAUAUAUUGUGCAAAAACAUAGAACAUUUUAGUAAUUACGUUUACAUUUAAAUUGCAACUAUAUAUAUUAAAAAAACAAACAAACAGAGGACCUCACAUGUGGAAGUUGGAUGUUUGGGGGGCCCCCCUGCUGGCCAUAAAGCCCCAAGCAGGAACUUGCUGUUUGUGCAACACACAGUGGCUGUAUCGACUGGUGCAGGCUUACAUAGAAAUUAAUAGACACUGGUGUGUGUUGCCCUUCAGUGGCGGCUGUUUCCUAUACUGGGAGUUUAACAUUAGAUAGUUGCCACAUUUUGAAUAAUACUACAGCACGUGCGCACACACAGACACAGACACACGCACACGCACGCACACACACACACACACACACACACACACACACACACACACACACACACACACACAUGCAGUAGAUGUCAGCAUGUAGAGAUUAGGCUUUCACCUCAACAAUAACUCUGUGGCAAAAUGAAUGCAGGGUUCCACAUUCAUUUCAAUGACCCAACUUUUCCUGCAGUGCAGUGCAAAUUGAGUGUGUGCAAGUGACCAAACCAGGUGGAACACCUUGCAGUGUGUAAGAUGUAGCAAUGUGCCGAUUUGCUGCUUACCUCAAUGGCAUCGAGACAAGGGGAGAAAUGAAAGUGGCAUAGAGUCCAGCCUCAGAGGAGAACCAGGACAGACAGUGCUGUGUAUGGUGGGCUGGUUUUUGAUAAACCUUCACACUGUGACAACACACUAACACAGCCCCUUGCGCUGUUCUGCUGUAGAGCUAUUGUGAGUGAGAAAGCACCAAACAGUUUACGAUGCUUAACAAAGCUUGCAAAGGAGACAAAAAUGAAUCAAAAGAUUUAUGAGUUAGUGCAAUACAUCUCCUUUCUGAAACUAUCUAACACUGGCACUUAGUCCACAAACAUGGUACCGUGUUUGUCAUAUUUGUGUUUCCCUGAGCUGAGUCACGUUCAGAUACUAAUUUUUGAUCUUUCACUUGCUUUGAACAAACACUUGAAAAAUAAUUGACUUGUGACAUGUGCUGCCAGAAUAGUUCACUGUCUGAAUAUAUAUUUGAAAUAUGUCUCUUCUCACCAACCAAAAACAACCCGGUCUUGUUCCGAAGUCGUCAGAUACUGCCGCUUGGUCAUUGAUUUCUGCAUCACGCACAACCGAAAAACAGGCAUCCUUUCGUGGCAAUAUGAUAUGCUGUUGGGAGGCAUCAGUUGAUAACGCCAUCGGAUGGCGUUAGUUUGAAACGCCACCGGACUACAACAUAAUUUAAGGACCUGGAAGGUCCCUAAAGGGCAGACAGGAGGGGUGUUAGAUGGGUCAAACAGCACCAGACUUUCAUCCAGAAGGCAGGUGUUUGCUUCCUCUAUGAAUGUUGAGCCAAACCAUGACGUUUUUAUUAAACCUAACCACAUGCAUUUGUUGCACAAUGAAAUAAACGUAAAUGUGUGGUGUUUUACCAUAGAGUUCUCAAUGGGCCGAAAAGAUUACAACCUGAACCUGGCUGACCCAUUUGAGUUAAAGCCUGAACCUGGUCCAUCCAAGAUCAUCAUAUAAAAUACUGAGCGCGACCCCACAAAAAGCAGUAGAUGGCUUCUAACACCACAGCGGCUGUGUGGUAACGGAAGCCACAUACAUCUCCAUCUGAAGAUGGACCAGCUCAAUAGUUCACUGACUCUCCACAGUCAGUAAGUUUACAUGACAUUAGAGAAAAUCAAUUUAUUGUGUUUGUUCGACUAAAACCAGACUUUUAAAAUAAACGUAAACAUGUUAGUAUGACUGAAAUUGUACUAAAUCGUAUUUCUCAAAGUCAGACUAACACACCCAGAUAAUGCGAUUGGGAGUGGAAUAACUCCUGCAUGUAUACAGUCAAUCAGACCCAAACUGGCCUUGGCACUCUGUGCAUGCUCCACAGUUUGCGCCCUGAGCUUUGACCUGGAAGUCGAGUAGCAUUAAAUGCGUAACAGGAGAAGAAGCUGGUAACAACUUGGAGAAAUCUGCAUCCAGAGCUGUGCAGUACUAAUUUUCAGCUCAAACCCAGUCCGAUCCAUCAGGUUUUUGGGGACCCGUCGGGCUCGGGUUGAGACUGAGAACUCUAUUUUAUUGUUGUUGAACAUUUAUCUUUAAAAAGACUGUAAAAGUAGCAAGUACAUUUCCUGUGAAAACAGAAGUGUAUUUUAAAAACACACAAUGCAUGUUACAGGUGUAAAUUGACACAGCAUCCCAGAACAUCAACAACAGACGCACCCAGGAUACCUAGCGCGUAAUAUAUAGACAUGAAAGUCCACUGACCAAGCGGCGAUGUGUGACAAGCUGGGAGUGAGAAUGUGUUGCCAAAAACCCCGUUCAGGCAGGUAAAAGCAAACAGACAGCGACUGCUGUCUGUAAACACUUAUGUAGAUCUCAUUAUUCUUAAGGAAAAAUGUGUUGCUGUUGUUGUUACAUUAUUUAUACUCUAUGGCAAUUAUAGCCCAACAGCUCACAUUUACACACUUUAGUUUUUCUGAAGGAAAGGUAUUUUACAUGUGUUCUGCUGAACGCUCAAGAUCAUAUGCAGCUUGUCUUCAGUGGCUACAUGGCGACAUUUGGCAGAGCUCACAGUGCAAUACACAAUCAUGAAAGACCUGAGGCAUAAAUGAUGUCCCAGGUUGCAGUAAUGCCAGUAUAGACAGCUAGACUGUUAGAUGGAAGUGUAUGUGUUCUCUCCAGUGAAUUUCAGACAGAAACAUGCAGCUGAAACACAGCCAUCACUGACAGACAAACAAGAAGCAGACCUAAACUGGCUCUGCACUGGCACUUGGAGGAACAGGGUUCCAUCUUUCCAUUUGUGCACCAUUCUUUGCCACUUUGAAACAAUUAUUAAUUUCUUCCCCCCAUACCAGUUGUGAAUAGUUCACCAAAGAGGAACUUCCUUCUCAGAUUUUUUUGGCAGCACGAGGAGGUAGUAUCUUCAGUGAAAAAAAAGAAGAAGAAAAGAAAUAGAACAAAGUCUGAAGAAAUAUAUUUUUUUUCUGCUUUUUUUAUCCUGUUAAUCAUGUCAUGAGCCCUGAGAUUUAUCUUGCCAUCCUGUGGGGUCCGACCCCAAGGUUCUGAACCACUGAUGUAGACAGUCCCAGUGCCAGUUGUAUAGUGAUGCCUUUAAAACUCUUGUGGAUACUUGAAACAUUGAGAAUUAUAAUUUAUAUUAUUUAACUUCAUGCCCCUUACAAUACUACUCACUGAUAAUAUUUGAAAUGAGGCAUCAAAAUGAGUUCUUUCCAAAAUCUACUGCUUCAUAUGUAGGAAAAAUAAUUGAUUUGAUUUUGGAAUAUGUGGUGCUAUGGAAAUGUCUUCAUACAUUUUCUUUUUGUCAUAUAAAGUUGUUGAUGUUAGAUCUAGGACAGCUGAGAUCUACAGCUCUCUGAUGACAUAAAGGUGAAGGUAGAAAGCGGACAGCUCAGUGCUCAUCGACACACUGGGUAGAAAGAUGAAUGGUAGCAUAGAAAGGGCUCAACACAACAUCCUGCCUUUAAACCAUACCAAUGUGCUCAUUUCUGCAGAACCUUGUAUUUUAGUUUUCCCUACUAUCUACUGAUAAGGAAAUGGCAAAGCUGUCUUAAAGUGUCCAUGUCUUACCUGUGUUUUCUUUUUGGCUGUGUGUCUCUAACAAUCCAUGAAGUGCUGCUUCUCCAUUAGAGCUUGAAUGGCGGUUUGCUGUACAUUGAGCGCUGUGUAUUGUGUAUGUGACCUGCACAAAAAAAGAGCUGCUCACUACUGACAAAGAGUCCGAUUCAGACUUUGACUUUGACGCGACAUAUGACUACAGUUACUGCGACUACAGUCUGUAAGGUCAGACACUGUGCCAACUAAAAUCAAGACCUUACAAGUUUUUUUUCUGAUGUAAAAAUUCCUCACUGAGGAAACACUGGGAAUGGAAUUACCUGAACUAAUCCAGACUCACAUGGCUAACUCAAUAUAAUAAACAUUUCCAAGGCAUAAACUCCAUCAGUACAAUAGAGUCAUGUUAUACUAACCACUCUUAACACAAAUACUCUUCUUCUUCGCUAAUGUGUUGCUGUCACUUCUGCUUUGCUGUUGUUUUGUUCACUGUUAAGCUAGUGUAGCUGAAUCUCAAUUCAUUUCCUGCAGAAGUUUCAAUGAAAACAGUAUUUCUGUUGCAAAAGAGAAACUUAAGAGCAGCAAACAAUUCAGUUUGUGUUGACAGAAAAUUAAGAUGAGCAUCUACUACAGUAUCUGGUAAAAUAUUCCAAUAACAAGGACAUUAGAAAUAAUGGCAUGUCUCAAAAAUACCUGCAGUAUAGGUAAAUACAGUGUACUAUUUGAGAAUUGACAACAUAUAUAAAAUAUAGUUCCUAUUAUACUAAAGAAUCAUAAAGUGCAACAGCUGCUGAUGGUUGGAUGCUAGGAGAAUGUUAGGACUUCUAACACUUAAGUGUAUUCUCUUUUAAACUAUCAUGUAAGAAAUCAGAUUGCCAGCAGAUGUUGAUGCAGGUAAACUGCACCUUCACCAUCCUGCAGACAGAUUGCUGUGGAGAGGUGUCUUAGUGCCUGCUGCAGUUUUAUGAAGACAGACUGGCACCAAAAUGCCCAGUCACUUGUGCCUGCUGCAGUAUUUGGCAAAGACAGUUCCACAGAGGUAGAUGUGUCUCAAUAUUAUUUGUGUGAACAGGUUAACAAUCUAUGUGUUAAUGUGUCUUCUGUAAAUAUAAAACAUCAGCAAACACAAAAAUGAUUUGUAAACUCAAAAAACUACACUGUAACCCCCAAUUUGCUCACUCAAUUUAAAAAUGUAGUGGCUUGAACUGAAAAUGUGUCACAUGACCCUUGUCUGACAGGAAUUUUAUGUCAGUUCAAUGUAACUUUUUUGUUGUUUGAGUAUUUCAUUUUAUGUCAUAUGAACACAAAAGCGUAAAAAGUAAAAAAAAAAUCUUUAUAACAAUUUUUUAAUAUUGCAUUUAACUAUAAAAUAUAUGUUAAGUGCACAAUGAUAGUGUUUAUGGGCAUUGAACUAAUUGGCUUUAUAACUUGUAGUCAAAUUAACUCAAAAAUUGUUGACUUAUAAAAAAAUGCCGCACAAGGGUUUUUGUGUCAAGUGAACAAAAAGUACGUCAUUUUGACAAUUCGGAGCAUUUGUGUUGACUUUUCAUUAAAAAUUUGUGUCAUGGAUGGAUUGGGGUUUACAGUGUAUUUGGCAAAUAUAAAAAGGAUCUGCUAUCAAUAUAUUCCAAAAUUAAAAAAACAUAUUUGUGAAUACAUGUAAUUAACUUUAAAUAAAAACACAUACACAUUAAAUAAAAACACAUUUAUCGAUAUCUUCCUAACAUUUACAACUUUCCAACAGAUAUUUUUUUUGAAUCUGUUUUUUAUUUGUGAAUCUCAAUUCUAUGCUUGCAGAUUUGGAUUUUAUGCACACUGAGGCUUUGUAAAUGUAUGGAAUUUGUUUGUGUAUUUGCAGAUGUUUAAUAUUUGCAAAAUACUUUUGUGAGUUUGCAAAUCUUUUUUUUGUAUUUGUAGAAGCUGUUUUAUUAUUACUGAUUACAUAUCCACCAAACAGAUUGUAGAUCUUCUUACACAAAUUAUUUUUGAGACAAUUCCAUCUCUAUAUUUGCAGUGUUUGCAGAUCCGUUUGAUAUUUGCAAAAUAGUUUUUUGAAUUAUUAAUUCUUUAUUGCUUUUGUGGGAGGUGUUUUAAACUUUAAACACCGAGGUUGCUGAUCAGUUCACAAAGAUAAUAUUGACUGAAAUCUAUCUCCAUGUCUGAGUUGGGCCCUUUGUCUCAGUGGAGCUCUACAGCAUUGACCAUGUCAACUCCAACUUUAAUAGAGUUGAGAUGUCAUAAAAUAGCCGGUAUUGGUGUAGGAGGGGGAAAAAAAUGCAAAAACUUCAUAAAAAUCAGUGUUGAAAUAUUUGUACUGGUGGCAGCCAAUUCUUGUGAUGCCUUUAGGUGCAUGAAAAGCACAGGACUAGUUGGAUUUGGUGUGUUUGUUGUACUGUCUGGUGUAGGGCAUGAACUUUAAUGAUUCAGUGAGUUGUUUGUAUUUAUGAAUGGCUUAGUUAUAUAAAGCAGUGUAGGAAGUAUAAUUCAAAGCACAAUUUAUUUUAGAAAUGAUGUGGAAUUAUAAUAUAUAUUCAAUUCUUUACAUUGAUUUGAGUCAGCAUUGAUAGCCAGUGAAUUUGGCUCAGGAGGCGAAUUUUCUCAAAGAUUAAAUUUUGCCUCAGCCAAGAUAUUUAGAUAAAGACAUGAUAUUUAUUCUCCUGAAAGUGGAAUGUGAAUUCCUUUAAAGGUAUUAUGUCCUCUGUCUUUUGUAUUCCAAAUAUCACUCCAAAAAGCACUUUAAAUAAAAGCUGCACUUUUGUUCUGCUGCUUUGUAAUCAGUUGACAAAGAGGGACCAUUUCUAUCCAUGCCUUUGGUUUAAAGUGACAAUCAUGGUACCCUGCUUAUAGAAUCUGAUGAGCUGCAGUUAAACACAACUCCCAUCAUGAUCUGUGUUCAAUUUGCAACAGCCCCUCAUCGAGAUGACAGUCUGGAGUUGAACAUUUUGUACAUAUUAAUGCAAACGUCAUAUUAAGCAAUCAUUGUCAGAUGUACUGAGACACUAAAGUCUCACUGAGUUUUGUGAAAUGAGCACAAAAUUUGAAUUGCAGAUUUCAUCCUGGACAUAAAUAAUGUGAAGACUACUCUAGCAUAAACAGCAUUGUUUGGCAAUAGUGCAAACUAUGGCUGUCAUUAUGUAUUUGAAAUUUGAACAGGCUCGAAAAACUUUAAAUGUUCAAUGUGUAAUCAUCUAUCUAUCUAUCUAUCUAUCUAUCUAUCUAUCUAUCUAUCUAUCUAUCUAUAAUCUACUCUAAAUCAAAAUUCAGCUUACAGUCUAAAAAAUGAUUCAUCAGUUCAACUUAAAAAAAUAAGUUAACAAUUUGUCUGCAUCUUUUUUUUAAGAUAUUUUUUGGGGCAUUUUUAGCCUUUAUUUGAUAGGACAGACAAGUGUGAAAGGGGGAGAGAGAGAGGGAAUGACAUGCAGCAAAGGGCCACAGGCUGGAGUUGAACCCGGGCUGCUGCGGCAGCAGCCUUGUACAUGGGGCGCCUGCUCUACCACUAAGCCACCGACGCCCCUGUCUGCAUCUUUUUAAGUAGUCCCAACUCUGGCAUUAUUGAGCCAAUCAUAUGAGUCUUUUCGAAUCUGACAAAUCCAUCAAGUUUAGUACAACUGACAUAAUAUGCUUUGACUUUAUAAAGCUUAAUUAAGUUGAACCAACCUAAUAUUUAGCCAAAGUUGUGGUAAUGUUUAGUGGUCAAGUAAUUUUCUGCUAACGUUUAAUGGUGAAUAUUUAUAGCAGAUUAUUAUGAUACCAAACCAUUUGAGAAGUUAGGGAAAGGAUCUUUUAAUUUUAUACCUUUAUGUAACAGUGUAGUUUUACAUUAGAUUAGGUGGGAUACACUUGAAUUAACUACGUUAGUUCUCGUUCAAUUUUUUAUUUUAUUUUUUAAAAGGUGACAGGCCAAGUACAAACAGGACAUUCUACCUGGAGAAAACUUUAUUUUGUCAUGGAUUCGUCUGGUUUGCUACCAAAAUGAUGGCAGUUGUACCAAAAGCCAUCAGAAGCAUCUCCCUCAUGAUGAAUACACUGCUCUUCUGUAAAACACACUUUUUUUUCCCUCUUUGGAACUACUUUGUGGUCUUAGCAGAUGUUUCUUGUCACGAUUUUGUGCUCCUUUCACAACAUUUCAUGGGACCAAAGAUGUAUGUGUUUGGGAUGAGAAGGAAAAUGCUAUUGGCUCUAAAACAUGACUUUUUCUGAUUUAGUACUGUGUGCUCCUGUCUGUUCUGUAGAAUCAAAAUUGUGUACUGGAUGUCGGUGGUGGAACCCUUAUAAAAAGUUUCCUUACUGUUGGGAAAUUAUGUCAUACUGCAGAGCUUAAAAAAUUAUUAAGAAAAACAAAUAGUGAUCCUGACCUAAUAGAAUAACAAAUUAACCCUUACUUCUCUUCAUCCAAAACUGAAGUAAAUAGAUAGCAAAAAGAAAGGUGCAAAUGCUUUGUCUGAAUUUAUAACAAUGUUAGUCUCUUAUUUGCAUAAUAAAAGUGGGUAUUUAAUAUAUUCAUAUGUUAUAUUAUUUGUUCCCCUUAAAGAGGCACACUGGUGCUUUGCUUUUUUAUCCCAUUACUAACAAAUAAUGCCUCCCUUAUCUUACUGCGGAGCUGUUCCUAAAGCAUAUCAUCAGAUUCUAGAUUGAUUUCCUGCUCUUUUGUUUAGACAGCAUAGCUCAACAGUCAACCCAAAGACAAACUGUAAGAUAAUAUAGAAAAAGGAUCAAGUGAAUUAGUAAACUUCUUGCAUUAAAAGGAUUGCCUUUGGGAACAGCGAGGGCUGUUUGCAAAUAACUGUGCAGACUGAAUGAGAAAGAAUUUGGGCUUCUAAUUGAACCUACUGCUCUUACUUGCUUAUCUUUCUUUGUGUGCACAGUUUUUCUGUGUGAUUAUUUCAGGUGCACCCACUUUCAGUUUGAUCUCCAGGUGAAGUGGUUUAGGUCACCUGGAUUAUUAUGCUUUCCCUAUAUUAAGCCUCAAAUUACAUGCUUCUCUCCUGGAAACUUUAGAGUUCAAAUAUGCAGAAAUGAUGGACCUAUAAAAUAAAGUGUUACUGUUUAUUUGCAUGGCAUACUGACAUGAAUGGAAACUACUGAAUCUGAAAACCACUGAUCUUUUUAGUAACAUAAAGAGCGUGCAAUUUGAAUUUGAGCAUCUUAUACCCUCACACUCUGUGUACGUAAAAGGUUGCUGUGAAAAGGAUGUAGAUCUCUCACUGAUAGAGAACAGCAGCUGUGGUCAGCUUGUCUUCAACGGCAGCAAGAUAUGAUACAAAUAAGUGGUGAACAAGGCCUUCGGUUGUUUAACUUCAACUGAAUUUAAUUUAAAUUUAAGAUUGUUUUGUUAAAUCAUCCCAACUUAUGUGCUUUGACACACGCACAAAAAGUUGAGGUCCACUGGAUAGCUUUCUCUGGAGCUUAGGAAGACCAUGAUAUGACACCAGAGUAUUAGCACACAAGAAGGAGUGCAUUCAGCCAUAUUUAGACCACAGCUGCUCUCCCUUGUCACUCAAGAAAGUACAAACAGCAGCUGAGGACAGAUUUUUACUUUGGGAUGAUCAGUACCAUGCAUAAUGCUGGUAUGGUCUUGUGAGAAAAUCAAAUGUUGAGUGGACAGUCAGCAGAGAGCUACAGGGGGAGGGCUACAGGAUGUUGGACUUUGAUGAACAACUUGGUGAAAGGAGAUCUGGACUGUUAACAAAGAUCUAAUGUUUCCAACCUUGACGCCUUAAAGCACCUUUACUAUUUGACUAUUUUUGCUUAUUUGAAUUCAUGUGCUUUGUUUAUGCAAAUAAGAAAUUAUUUUGAAAAAGGUCCACGGGUCAAAGCCCACAGUGAAGUAGUUCUGAUAGGGAUAGGUAAUCAAAGAAAAGAUGUGGGACUCACCUUGACAAAGUGUUUGUGUAUAUUUGUGGUUGUGCAGGUAGAGUGAUGUGAAUGUAUGCACACUCAAGAAGACAUUCUGGUUUGCCGUUUUGUUUUGCCCUCUGUUUAACAUCAGAGUGUUGGAGUGGGAAACAUAGAGAUGUAGAUGUCUGGUAAUCAUUUAAAAAUGAACUGAAGUGAAUAAUGAAAAUGUGAAAAGGUGUGUAUUUAGAUAAAUGUAAUGUAAUACAUUGGUGUGUCCUAUAGUCCUGUAGAGUAAGACUUAAAAAACAAGGACGUUUUGUACUCUAGCACUUUCUUUAAUGUGUACUGUAUUAGUUCAUCUUCUACAUGUAAAGUACUGUAUGAAUAUUCAUUACUUGCCUUGUAAUGUUUGAAACGAUGCUACGUUUAGAAAUGGUAACCAAGAAAACAAAGUUUUUAGAGUGUAUGCAUGCCAAUGGUUGGGUCCCAGUAUAAUAGGAAAACUAUAUGAAAAAUGGUGCUAUGUUAUAUUAUAUAAAGGUGCUUCUAUGGACCCCAGCUGAAUGCAUGCAAAGAGGAACUAUCAAAAGACGAAGAAAAAAAAAAGAAAAGAAAAUUGAUGUCCUACUGCUGUUUUCAAAUAGUGCUGCCUCCCAAAGAUGUCGGAAAUGUGGAAAUUCCAACUUUCUAUUUGUUAAAAUGCAACAGCCUCUCAAGUUAUUAGGCUAUUCCAACUCUGGUGUACGAUACAGAACAUCAUAAUGUCAGCAGGCUCCACAAACUUGAGCACACUGUGUUACUUUCACCCUGUUGAGAUUCCUCCAAACAUAACGUUUAGUGUUUGUUGGGAUGGAGCAUUUUAACUUGGACGAAGAAAGUUUAAGUGGAGAAUCAACUUGGAUAUGGAGGUUGUUUUUACAAUCAGUCAGCUGGGAAUUUCCAACUGAAGACUAGAAAUGGAACUCCUAGUAGGUGGCAGAUAUCCUACCUGAUCACAAACGGUGAAGUCUAACUGUAAAUGUCAACAGUACCAGCCUCCACAGCUCUCAGACAAACUGUUUGUAGCCCUGAGCCAGUAUGCUAAAAUACAGAAAUUGGCCAGUAUUUAUAAAGACAACAUAAACCAAUAAUAUCUCCAACUUCAGCAGUCAGUCAUGAGGUGGUUCUAUUAUUAAGAAAAGAAAAGUGUCUAUUUACAGUUACACUGCCUUUGUGACAAAGGUCUAAAAGAUCUAUAGACAAUCUAACGACAUCAUUUUGUACUCUUAAUUCUUCAGAUGUUUAUGUGUUGAAAUAUUUUUUCAUGUAGCAGAAUUAUAGGACAGCAAACAUCAAUAUAGACUUUAAAAAAUCAAAGUUUGAGUGUGGAGAACUUUGUGCUGAUUGAUGCUGGAAAAGAAUUUGGAUGGGAAAAGAAAAUAUGUAUGCUUAUUGGUUGUAUUGACCAUCUUUCUUUUUAUGUUGUUCAUUAAAUGUUUUACAGGAUUAUCAACACUUUGAUUUGUGUUCCAUUUGAAGACUCCAGCCUGUGCCAUACUAUACUGUAUGCAUCUGUGAGCUGUUCACAGUGUUAUUUUGCUGAGGUAGCCAGAAGCACGUCCAUGUGAAAGAGGUGGGGCUGUUAAUCAGUGAUGCAAGGUAGUUACCACAGGCCCCAGUGCAUGCUAUUGUGACGGGUGCUAGUGCAUGCUAGUUACUGGUGCUACUUUUUCCUCCUGAUGGUUUCUGUCUUGUCCUUUCUUACUGCCACUGUUAUGUCUGAAAGACAUGACUACUUACUGGACUUGCAGAUGUGCUCAGCUUGUCAGUCUUGACAGAUUUUGCACCUAAACUAGCUACUGUAUCGUAUCCAAAUAGAGACUUGACAUUCGGCAACAUCAACGUAUGUGCCACCCAACAAUCAGACUUAAAUUACGUGUAGGCACACUAGGCUAUAUGUGACAUUACUAUAGAGUAUGUUUUGCUACUUAGUUGGAUGAUAAUGAAGCUGCUCUGAUUAUGCUACAUAAAACACAUCAAAGGAAUGCCAGACUGCUUCUGCUACUACAGUAAAGAGUGGAAAUGUAAAUAAUGACUGAUGAGGUCUAUCUGACCGAAAUGUGGCAUUUAUAAUAACAGGAGCCAAUUAACACUGUAUGGAUUAUCUUAGUAAUUACAUAUUGUCUUUUUUCCUCGUUCUCAUCACACAGAUUUCUCAUGUUAUUUUGAGAUGCAGUAAUGGAAUCAGAGUGUAAAAUAGCAACACUAUCACUGUGAACUAAAAUAAACUUAGUAAGUUAAAAUAAAAAAUCAUGUGUUUAGUGUUAUAAACCAGUGGUUUCUCCUUAGUCAUUAGUUCAAGGUCCACAGUUUAAUAUAUUCAGCAUCAUACUUGUGUUGUGCCAUGUCCUAGAGCUAGUUUGCUAAGGAGCUGUCUGAUAGUUACUCACUCUACAGCAGGAAACUGCACUGCAAAUGUGCCAGAAAUUCACUGUACUUCAAAAUAAUGUUUUUGUUUGUUUGUUUGUUUUUUAAAAAUCUGACACAUUUGCAAAUCACUCGCAGACAUUUCAGAAUGGACCAGCGACCCACUUUUGGACCGCGACCUACGAGUUGGGGAACCACUGCUGUAAAUGAUCUCUGUGUUUGUUAGAAGCUCUGUUUUAAAACCAGUAGAAAUAGAAACAAUGAAAUGAUUCUACUCACCUGUAACAAUAUAUAUAUGGGCUACUCUUUUUUACCUGAGACUCCAGACUUUUGUCCAUGGAUACUUUUUUCUUCAGUAAUCUGAUUGGUCAGAGGUUGGGCUGUUGACAGGCUGUGAUCAGAUACUCUAACGUUAACCUGUUCUGGAGCAGGUUAGCUGUUUAGCAUAAGUUACCAUGGUGAUUUAACCUCACAAAAAAACAAACAAAAAAAAAAUUAAGUAAUAAUAUUAAGUAACUAAGUAUUUGUCAACAAAUCCCAUGUGCAAACCAACUAUGA
Molecule: messenger RNA, 20372 nt
Organism: Epinephelus moara (kelp grouper)
Lineage: Eukaryota; Metazoa; Chordata; Actinopteri; Perciformes; Serranidae
Gene: purg
Product: purine-rich element binding protein G
Exons: 1
Coding region: 5687-6715 (342 amino acids)
Biological process (GO): regulation of transcription by RNA polymerase II
Cellular component (GO): nucleus
Molecular function (GO): DNA-binding transcription factor activity, RNA polymerase II-specific; RNA polymerase II transcription regulatory region sequence-specific DNA binding; purine-rich negative regulatory element binding
Source: RefSeq, a predicted model, not a curated record